Molecule: messenger RNA, 2056 nt
Organism: Topomyia yanbarensis
Lineage: Eukaryota; Metazoa; Arthropoda; Insecta; Diptera; Culicidae
Product: alanine--glyoxylate aminotransferase 2-like
Exons: 8
Coding region: 610-1938 (442 amino acids)
Cellular component (GO): mitochondrion
Molecular function (GO): transaminase activity; pyridoxal phosphate binding
Source: RefSeq, a predicted model, not a curated record
UUUGCCUCAGUUUGACAUUAUCAUCUCGAUGGGUAACGUGAAUCUAGGUGGACGGUGGAAAAUAAAGCCCUCCAUCCGCUAGACUUACAUUACAGUCAACAUAAAAUCGAAUGUGCGCAGUGAUUGCUAAAAUUUGUUUAGAAAAGAAGUCGAAGUGACGUGAUACAAGAACUGCGUGUCACCAAAAGAAUAGAAACAAUACCUUUACAAAAUUUGCCCGAACCGAAAAUGCAAAAUAUCAUGGAGAUUAAGGAGGACAUGCCAAAAAUCGACACUAUCAAAUUGCGGAACAAGCAUAUAGGGCUUCAAAGUGCAUCAUAAUUCGUGAUACCCAACCUCAACGGUUGAAAAAACCUAAGUAUCUUCGUUUUCUUAGAAUGCCGUAAAUCAUCUGCAGAAUAUUAAUAACAAUGAAACAUUUGGUCCAUGGUAGUUUGAAAAGUCUUGAAUGUAUACAACAUUUAUCCAAAAACUUUUGAUGCAACACGUGGUUGUGGUAGCUAGGAGAUUGCAAUGUGUACAUGAAGCCCAAAUUGGCAUGAGAGCAAAUCCUGCCAACUAUUUUACAAAAGCGAUCCGUUGAAAAUAGUUCGUGGUCAGGGUCAAUAUAUGUUUGAUGAGGAAGGUACGCGCUAUCUAGACUGCAUCAAUAACGUCGCACAUGUGGGUCAUUGCCAUCCAAAGGUGGUUGAUGCCGGAUCCCGCCAAAUCGCAAUUCUGUCGACCAACAAUCGUUUUUUGCACGACGAACUGGUGAAGUGCGCACAAACGCUAGCAGAAAAGAUGCCCUCGAAUCUAUCAGUGUGUUUCUUUGUCAACUCGGGAUCUGAAGCAAACGAUUUGGCAUUGAGAUUGGCUCGGCAGCACACCAAGCGUUACGAUAUCAUCACGUUGGAUCAUGCUUAUCACGGGCAUGUGUCCGCGGUGAUGGAAAUAUCUCCUUACAAAUUCAAUCAACCUGGUGGAGGUCCCAAGUCGGAUUUCGUACACGUUGCACCCUGCCCAGAUGUCUAUCGGGGAAAAUAUCGAGACUGCGAUUACCCAAAGGAUACUGAUCUGGGUCAACUGUACGCCGAUGAGGUAGCUCAACUGGUUGACCAAAACUCAAACAAAAUCGCUGCCUUCAUAGCUGAAAGUUUGCAAAGUUGCGGCGGGCAGAUUAUUCCACCUAGAGAAUACUUCAAAAAGAUUUACAAGUUAAUUCGUGAUGCAGGUGGUGUUGUUAUCGCCGACGAGGUCCAAGUGGGAUUCGGACGUAUAGGAACGCAUUACUGGGCUUUCGAAGCGCAUGGAGUAGUUCCAGAUAUUGUAACAGUUGCUAAACCAAUGGGAAACGGUCAUCCAGUGGGGGCUGUUGUAACCACACCAGAAAUCGCGGAAAGUUUUGCUGCCACGGGUGUAUGCUACUUUAAUACGUACGGCGGCAAUCCUGUCUCUUGUGCAAUCGCGAAUGCAGUGAUGCGUGUUAUCGAUGAUGAAAAGUUACAGGACAAUGCUUUGAAUGUUGGCCAGUAUUUACUAGAACAGUGCAAAACUCUACGUCACGACCACGAAGUCAUUGGCGAUGUCCGUGGCGCAGGUCUUUUUGUUGGCAUCGAGUUGGUCACAAAUCGAGAAGCACGAACACCCGCAACAGAAAUCGCUAAAGCCGUUGUCGAUCGAAUGAAGAAUAUGCACAAGAUUCUUGUCAGUAGUGAUGGGCCAGAAGACAAUGUCAUUAAACUAAAGCCCCCGAUGGUGUUCAACACUAGUAAUGCGGACGAAUUUUUGUACGGCUUUCGCGAGUGUUUAAUUUACUUGGAGAACCAGAAAAAAUCUCAACGAGAAACCGAAGUACGCCCAUUAGUUUCAGCUACGCCUUCGGCAACAGGUGGUUUGUGUAGUCUAACAAGUAGUGCUAUAAGUGAAAAGCGCGAUAAAUUGAUCAAAUCUGUUUAAUGAAUAGUUUAAUUGAUACUUAAAAAGACUUAUUUGUUUCAAGAAUAACUCAGUUGAUGAAAAUAUUAUUGUACCAUUUUAAUCAUUUGAACAAUGUUGAUAAGUAGCUUAAUCUCAA